Molecule: messenger RNA, 604 nt
Organism: Acanthisitta chloris (rifleman)
Lineage: Eukaryota; Metazoa; Chordata; Aves; Passeriformes; Acanthisittidae
Product: secreted frizzled-related protein 2
Exons: 2
Molecular function (GO): protein binding
Source: RefSeq, a predicted model, not a curated record
CACCCAAGGUCUGCGAUGCCUGCAAAAACAAAAAUGAAGAUGAUAAUGACAUCGUGGAAAACCUCUGCAAAAAUGACUUUGCCUUGAAGAUAAAAGUGAAGGAGAUUGCCUACAUCAAUGGGGAUACCAAGAUCACCCCCGAAACAAAGAGCAAAACCAUCUACAAGCUGAAUGGUCUGACAGAAAGGGAUCUGAGGAAGAUAGUGCUCUGGCUUAAAGGUGGCCUUCAGUGUACCUGUGAUGAGAUGAACGACAUCAAUGUCCCCUACUUGGUGAUGGGGCAGAAGCAAGCUGGGGAACUAGUGAUCACCUCGCUGAAGCGGUGGCAGAAAGGGCAACGGGCUUUCAAGCGGUUCUCCCGCAGCAUCCGCAAACUGCAGUGUUAGUGGCCUCUCUGGCUGUCUCCAGCAGCUGCCUCUGUCCCAAGCUCUCUGGGUCUACCGCACCUUCCUGCCUUGGCCCCUCUGAACCUUGAGAUGCCGUGGGCACGAGACAUGGUGACCGCUUUCCAAGAGGGGAGGAACUCCUCCAUUUUUGUACAUAGGUUAAAAUGGAAUUAAAAAAAAUCAUGUCUAUUUUUGGGAAGCAUUAAAGUAUCUCGCUU